AUGAAGUACUCGUACAGCCUCGCCGUCUCUGCGUUGGCGGUCAUUGUCAACGCACAAUCCGCUCCAGACUUUCCAAUUGAGGUGGACGAGCGCUUCAGCGUCAUCUGGGCAGACACCACGACCAGGCUGAGUGCUGGUGACCUCGUCCCACGGGAUAGCAUCCUCGAAGCCCCCGAGCUCCUCGCACCUAACAAUUCCUCUUCCUCGGAAACGUAUCUCGUCUUCCUCAUUGACCAGGACGUCGUGCCAGAAGGACAGGAUGAAAAGGUUGAAUUCUUGCAUUGGUUCCAGCCGAAUUUGGCCGAGUCGGAUGAUCUCCUCACUGGGCUCCUAGCGAUCCAGAAUUCCUCAGACUCUUCGAGCGCAACCCUUCCGAGUGCCUCUUAUCUCGCACCUACACCUCCCGGCGGAAGCGGUGUCCAUAGAUAUACAUUCGUGUUAUACUCUCAGCCGGAUGACUUCAGGGUACCUGCCACGUAUGCGGCGUUCUUCGCGGAUGUGCCAGACCUUUCCAACAGACUGCCAUUUGACAUCGAGAAGUUUGCCGAGGACUCGGGCCUGGGAGAGCCAGUCGCUGCCAACUGGUUGCGUGUCCUGAAUGGCACAGCUGAGGAGACGAGCAUCGCCUUGACCAGCACUGCAGCCCCCACAACGACUUCAUCGGACUCCACCAACACGGCUUCGGCCACGACAACCUCGACAUCGAGCGGGUCGUCGACUGGAACGGCCACGAGAACAACUUCGAGUGACACCGCAGCCGCAACCGCAACCGGCAAUAGCGCCGGAAUGAUGGACGCGCGCGGCAAUCUGAAAGAGUUGGUAUUUGGCCUUGCUUUCGGCCUGGUCGGCAUGGGAUUGUGGCUGUAA
Messenger RNA from Exophiala aquamarina CBS 119918, 867 nucleotides. RefSeq lists its product as uncharacterized. The transcript has 2 exons. Gene Ontology annotation, biological process: regulation of Ras protein signal transduction; regulation of proteolysis. The coding region runs from base 1 to 867 and encodes 288 amino acids. The record is from RefSeq and is a predicted model, not a curated record. Lineage: Eukaryota; Fungi; Ascomycota; Eurotiomycetes; Chaetothyriales; Herpotrichiellaceae. Gene Ontology annotation, molecular function: phospholipid binding; peptidase inhibitor activity.